This is a messenger RNA of Pseudopipra pipra, 7299 nucleotides long. It is a transcript of the gene VPS26C, whose product is annotated as VPS26 endosomal protein sorting factor C. Lineage: Eukaryota; Metazoa; Chordata; Aves; Passeriformes; Pipridae. Gene Ontology annotation, cellular component: endosome. The coding region runs from base 57 to 950 and encodes 297 amino acids. Gene Ontology annotation, biological process: intracellular protein transport. The record is from RefSeq and is a predicted model, not a curated record. The transcript has 8 exons.
GGGGGGGGGACCCGCCUGGUCACGUGCGCGCGCGGGGCUGUCACGUGACCGGGGCGAUGGGGACGGCGCUGGACGUGAGGGUGAAGCGGGCCGGGAAGGUCUAUCGCGAUGGGGAAGUUCUUUCUGGAGUUGUGGUCAUCACAAGCAAGGACACAGUCCAGCACCAGGGAAUCUCCUUAACCAUGGAGGGGUCAGUAAAUCUGCAGCUCAGUGCCAAAAGUGUGGGGGUGUUUGAGGCUUUCUACAACUCUGUCAAGCCUAUUCAGAUUAUUAACAGCACCAUUGAAAUGGUAAAACCAGGGAAGCUUCCCAGUGGCAAGACAGAAAUUCCCUUUGAAUUCCCACUGCACAUGAAGGGGAACAAAGUCCUGUAUGAGACAUACCAUGGUGUGUUUGUUAACAUCCAGUACACCCUGAGGUGUGACAUGAGACGGUCUCUGCUGGCAAAGGACCUGACUAAGACUUGUGAAUUCAUUGUCCACUCCCUGUCACAGAAGGGGAAGCUGCUGCCCAGCCCCGUGGACUUCACAAUCACUCCUGAAACUCUGCAAAAUGUUAAAGAGAGAGCCUCCCUCCCCAAAUUCCUGAUCAGAGGGCACCUCAAUUCCACCAACUGUGUGAUCACCCAGCCCCUGACGGGGGAGCUGGUGGUGGAAAGCGCCGAGGCCGCCGUGAAGAGCAUCGAGCUGCAGCUGGUCAGAGUGGAGACCUGUGGCUGUGCUGAAGGUUAUGCCCGGGAUGCCACGGAGAUCCAGAACAUCCAGAUCGCCGACGGCGACGUCUGCAGGGGCCUCCCCAUCCCCAUCUACAUGGUGUUCCCCAGGCUCUUCACCUGCCCCACCCUGGAAACAACCAACUUCAAAGUUGAGUUUGAGGUGAACAUCGUGGUCCUCCUGCACGACGACCAUCUCAUCACUGAGAACUUCCCACUGAAGCUCUGCAGGAUGUAAAGACCCAGGGAAGGAUCUCCUGGAAAAGGCCCAAAUUCUUCAGAGGAGAAGUGAAACUUUAUCCAUGCCUGAUUCCAGCUGGAGCCACCUCACUCCCUGUGGGUCCUUUUGUGCUCUCAGUUCUCUGGUCAUCUUUCCCAGAGAGCCCACCUGGACUUCCCAAUCCAGGCAGCCUUGGCAGGGAUCCUUCUGCCUUCACCAACCACAUUAUCCCCACUUUUCCUCAGGCAAAUCCUGAAGGAAUGAUUUUGCAGCUUUCUGCAACUGGUGUGUAAGUACAUAGGAAGUUCCUCUCCUUAUUUAAUUCCAUCAUAUUUGUUCCAAAACCCUUUGAAGACCCCUUAAACCUGUUGAAUCCUGUUAUAUCCGUACUGGGAAUUGUGAUAUAAUGAUAAAUAGGGUCUUUGAAGGGAUAAAAAAGGAAGGUGCUGCUGUGGGAUCAGUGUCACAAGAUGGGGGUGAAAGAAGUGAAGUAACAUCGAGGAAAUUUUGGUCAAAUUGGGAACAUGAGUCUGUGUUGGAGGAAUAAAUUCACCUGUUUGUACCUGUGCAGCUUAAAGGAACUUUAUAGGCAAGGAAGAACCUUCCCAACACAAACAGGCUGUGGAUUUUGGGGUUGUUUUAAUGGAACAGCCACAAGUUGAUUUGAAUUGUGAAUUUUUCCAUGACUCUUCCCUGUGGGGUAGAGGCAGGCUCAGGUAUAAAGUAUUAUGGGAAUUGGAAGUGUAAAAGUGAGCUCCUGAAAAGGCAGAAUUAAGAAAAGUGCCCCAAAGUCAUUUCCUUUGGCUUUAUCCAGCAGCUUUGCCAAGCAGGACAGUGUCAUUCCAGGGGUGGCCCUGGUGUUUUAGGGAGCAACAGCUGGAAUUUUUAUUUCAGUCUCUUAUUGGGGGGGGAAAAAUGCUAUUUAAUAAAACUUCACACUUUUCUUUAAGACCAGGGGAUGGUACAGGGUGAUUUUUGGGAAGUGGAAGCCACUCUUUGUCGUCCCCAGAGCAGCUCUUCCAACUCCUGUUGUCCCAAGGGAUGUGGAAAGAGCAGCCCCAGCACCUGGAUUAAGGAGGCUGCAACCCCCCAAAAAUACUGGAAGGUGAAAAAGGAGGCAAGUGCUGGAAUUCCUCAGGCUCCAAGGUGCUUCAGCUCCAUGGAAUUAUUUACUCACCCAUAACUCAGACUUAGCAGAAAUAUUACACACACCCCAACCCUGCAUGAGCUGCAGCAGUAAUUUUAAUUUCUUAUUCAAGUGCCAAUUCAUACACUGAUUAAUCACAGAGUAGUUUAAAACUUCAGCUGGAGGAUAUUUAUCACUGGGGGGAACAAGUGAUCCCUAGAAUUAGCUAAUGAGCUCAUAAUCCAGUUAAUGCUGCCUGGAUUCAGACAACAGCCACAUUUGAUUUUUAGUUUGAGAUUUUCAGUCUCUACUCCUCAUUUUUUGGCUCUUGGAGGCAAAUGUGACAGUGCUGAAGGUGCUCUGGCAAGUUCAGACUCUGAAGGCAGUGGGAAAACCAUUCUUGGAGCUGUUUAAAUUCUGCCCCUCACUGGUGACCAGUUCCUGCACAAAAUACAGAUGUUGCUUCAGCCAAAAUAAAAAUCCUGUCAUUCCCAUUUAAACAGAUCAGCUCUUCAACAGUGGGGGGGAAUUCAAACCCUAUUCUGAGGGUUUGAAUUAAAGAAUCCAUGAAAGAAUGGAUCCACUGUAUUCCAGCUCCAUUCACAUGAACACUUUAAAAUUCUUGCUUCAAUAAAUUACUAAUUUGAAUUUAUGCAGAGGGAGGAGCUGCAGGGAUGAACUGCACUCCAAAGGGCCUGACUGGAAUCCUGCAGUUCAACUGGAAUUGUUGAUGCCAGAGGAAGGGAAUAUCUUGGCUCUUCCAGUUCUGCAUUUGGGUCUCCUGCUUGUUUGAUAUUGGAAUUUGGUUGCAGUGUGGAAUAAACCUGAGGGAAAGCUCCCUCUUCACAGGAAUUAUGCUCUGGCCUUUCAGAUAAAAUAGAUUUGCUACUUUUCAAUUAAAUUUAAAAAAAAAAUCAAUCAAAGGCCAGUUUUGUGUGCUGCCAGCCCUGAACCACAUCAGCUUCCCACAUUCAGGCAGCAACCAGGAAAAGUGCUGGAUCUUGGAGUCUGGGCUUUAAUGCCAAGUGUUAAAUCCCAACUCAGCCUGAGCUCUGUCACCACUGCCAAUAAAACCAGGGGCCUGGUGCUGUCCCUCAGCUCUGGGGUUACUCUGCAGCCACUUUGCAUGUGAUUAUGAUGAUUAUGAUGAUGAUUAUUGCUAUAAAGUGUUGAAAUAAAGCCAGGACUAGGUGCACUUGUUCCAUGCAGGAAGCUCAGGGAAGUCUUCGGGAAGGAGGGCGUGGACACGGCAGAUGGGGCAGGUGCUGGAAUGUUCCUUGAGCCACGUUCUGAUGCACUGCAAGGGCAGGGAGAGAGGGAGGAGGCAAAGGCUGGGGUUAGAAAAAUGUUCUCCAGUUCUAAUCCAUUUAUUCUGCCAGAAGAAAUCAGCAGUCAAGAAAUAAGGCAAAGGGGAAAAGUCACCGACAGGAACACGGAGUUAUUCUGACAUAAUCCUGACUUUUUUUACUCCCAUGAAGUCCCACUAUCAGGUGGCAAAUGUAGGGAUAGCCCAGUCCAUAACUGCUGCAAACAAUCCAGAUUUAAUCUCUGAAGGCUCACUUUAAAUUCACUCUGAUGAAUUAUCACUUUACUUUAAAAAAGCCCUAAAGCUUUCUGACACAGUAAAACCGGCUCUUAGGGCGAGUCUGGGGUGCAAAGGCUGGAAAAAAGCAAAUUGUGCCCAGUUGUUUAAGCACUGAGGGGUAAAUGGAGAGUUCAGAAAACAAGACCAGAACUUACUUCUCUGUGAAAAUGAUGCCCACACUCCAGUUCACACGAGUCUUUGCUCAGCUCAUCGUGACAGAUCGUGCAGGGAUCCUCGCUGGAGGCCUGCAAGUGGAACGCUCAGUUAUUGGAAAGCCAGCAGCAAUUAAUCAGCAAAUUCCACUAAGUCAAUUAGUUUACUAACUUUAACCAGGUCUACUGAAGCUUUUGUACACAAAAUAAACGAGCCAGUUGUUUUUUUUUCCCCAGCAAUACCCCGUGUCUUGGACAGAGCACAUGGCAAGGACCUCACUGGAACAGAGGAGAACUUACUGCAUUGUCCUGCUUUUUCCAUUUAGCUUUAGGUAUUGCUCCAACAUUCCCCCAGGGCUGGAGGUUUGGCUGACGUGGGUUUUUAUUUGAGGUGUUUUUAGGUGCAGGUCCUGCUCUGGAGGGACUGGGGGCAUUUCCUUCUGCAGCCACUUCCUGACUCCGUGUUCCGGUCGGGGCUGCUGGAGCAGAGACUCUCCCUGCUGAAGUUGGUGCCUGAACAGACAAAGAAGGGAAUUUGGAGUGAGUUUGGAUGUAGAGCUGGAUGGCAAAGGGCACUUUGUGUAGUUUGGGGCUGUGCUGCUCCAUUCCCUCUGUCAGAAGAUUCCCAGGCAGAGGCAGUGGCUCCCCCCCCUCAUACCUGGCUCUGCUGGUCCAGGAUCAGCUCCGUCACUCGGUUCAGAACCUCAUCCGAGCUCAGACCUGACAGGGUGUUCCCAUUUCUUCUCUGCACCUCUCUUAUAAAACCAGUGAAAUCUGAACUGCAGGGACAGGAAAAAAAAAGGAUCAAUGACUGGUAACACGACACUGGAGGCUCCAUGUUUGAUUCCCAGCAGAAGAGCCUUAAAAACACCAACUUCUCCCACAAACUGGAGCAGGUGCCUGUUCCAGGAACUCUCAGUAACCAGGAUCUGCCUUUAUGAUAAAAAAACCCUAAACAAUAAUCAGAAUCACAGAGUGGUUGGGUUGGAAGGGAUCAUCCUUAAAGAUAAUCCCAUUCCAAACCCCUGCCAUGGGCAGGGACACCUUCCACUAGCCCAGCUUGCCCCAACGUGGCCUUGGACACUUCCAGGGAUCCAGAGGCAGCCACAGCUUCUCUGGGAAUUCUAUCCCAGCCCCUCACCACUCUCCCAGCCAACAAUUCCUUCCCAAUAUCCCAUCUAACCCUACUCUCUGUCAGUUUGAACCAUUCCCCCUUGUCCUGUCACUCCAGGCCCUUGCAAACAGAACAAAACCAGUCCCUGUUGUACUUUAUCCCUGGCUGUGCAGGACUUAUCACACCCAUUAAAACAUUCCACUCAUUCCAACCAGUACCUGCUGUAGUUUGGGAAUAUACUCUGGAGCCGUGCAAUAAUAUUUUCCAGUGCUUUUGGAAGCUUUUUGUUGUUUGGAAGUGCAGGAGGAGGCCUUGGUUGCAGAGCUGAGGCAUCCUGGUGGUUCUGGGUUGGCUGAGUGGCACUUCCAGAAAUCCCUGCUGGGUGAGGUGCCGGGAGUUUAUUGGAAUAUGAUCCCUCUGGAGGUUGGGGAUGUGUUUUCACGGAUCCACCACUUGCAGAAGAAGCCUCAGCAGUGGCAUGUGCUGCCUUAGCUCCAGCCUGGGUUUGAAGGGAUGGUUGUGUUGGACCUUGACCUUCAGGGCUGGAAAAUGCAGGAAGUGAACUGGGAUGUGCAGAUGCCAAGGAAUAGGUGACAAUGGCUGGAUCACUGACCAAAGGUCUGGCUGGGAUUGUCUAGGAAACAAAACACAUUUCACAGGAGAAACAGUGACUAAACCAAAUUUGAGUUGAACUCUGGAGCAUUUGCAGCUUGAAUUAUGACACAUUUUGUGGUGCCAAGGACCUGGAAGGUCUCAAUUUAUCUUAAGAACUCCUUAAGAUCAGUGCAGUUGUUUGACCUCAGGACUAUUUUCUUUCAGAUUUCUCUUCUAAAAAGGUUAUUCUGGUCUUACUGCAGAAAAAAAACAGAUUCCAAAGGCAGAACAAGAGGCUCAAAAGUUGCUCUUUCCCAACCUGGAAAUUGGUGGUGAUUAAGUUAUGUACAUACUCUGUGACAAUAAGUAGAAAGGAGAUACCUAAAAAUAAGUGAGGAAGGAAAAGUAUGUAGGAAAAAAGGAGUGGAACAAUUAUUUGUAUAAAUCCAGAGAAAGUGUAGUAAUAAUCUCAAAUUUACAGUAUCAGAACAGAGCCUUGAAUCUAAAUUAUACCCAGAACACACAAGAGAAAAAAAUCUAAAUUAUACCCAGAACAAACAAGAGAAAAAAAUCUAAAUUAUACCCAGAACAAACAAGAGAAACACCCAUGAUUUUCUGCAGAGAGAAAAUACAUAUAAAAUGUAAAAAGGACCAUCACAAGGUUAAGAAGAAACUGCCAUGAUUUGAGCAAAGCAUUUGUGGAACUGUUGGCCCAUGAGAAAAUGUCUGUGAGCAGGAUUUCCCUGGGCUGUGCUCAUUCCAGAGGCACUUCCAGAAGUGGUUGGACUCCAGACGUGGCUGGAAGUUGAUUUUGGUGUUUGUGAUCACUCACACGUGUUGGUGUAACAAUUUCCUCAGGAAGAAUUUCUCCCUGGAAAGGGUGGUGAGGCCUUGGCAGGGGCUGCCCAGGGAGGUUUGGAGUGCCCAGCCCUGGAGGUGUCCCAGGAAGGCCUGGAUGUGACACUCAGUGCUCUGGGCUGGGGGCCAAGGUGGGGAUGGGGCACAGGGGGGGAUCCAUGGGCUGGGAGGGCUUUUCCAGCCUCAGGAAUUCUGGGAUUCUCUGUAAUGGGGCUGAUCCUGAUGGAUUUUGGAGCUGUUUAACCUGGAGAAGAGAAGGCUCCAGGGAGACCUCAGAGCCCCUUCCAGUGCCUAAAGGGACUCCAAGAGAGCUGGAGAGGGACUGGGGACAAGGGAUGGAGGGACAGGACAAGGGGGAAUGGCCUUAAGCUGAAGGAGGGCAGGGUUAGAUGGGAUAUUGGGAAGGAAUUCUUGGCUGGGAGGGUGGGGAGGCCCUGGCACAGGUUGCCCAGAGAAGCUGUGGCUGUCCCUGGAUCCCUGGAAGUGUCCAAGGCCAGGUUGGAGCAACCUGUUCUAGUGGAAAGUGUCCCUGCCCAUGGCAGGGGGUGGAACAAGAUGAUCUUUAAGGUCCUUUCCAACCCAAAGCUUCUGUGAUUCCAUGAUUUUGGUUCUACAGGAAAACCAGGAUGUGCAAAACCAUCAGUGCAGCAUCUUCAGUUCAACUUUAAACAGCUUAAAAACCUCUCAAAGCAAACUGAAAGAACUUAAAACUGCCAUGAAAGGUGAGAUACUCACCAGGACACUGGGAGGAGAGGGAAUAUCCAUAAUUUCCACCUUAGAGAGGGAAAUCUGGGCACCACUUUUCACCAGCUCAAUUUUCUCCUCAUACUCAGCCUGCAGAGGGAAAACAAACCAUCAUCCUCCACCUCAGCUUUAAUUAAAAGAUCCCUCUUCACUUCACAUUUACACUUUACAUUUGAACUUUUCCAGAGACUUUU